This is a messenger RNA of Marchantia polymorpha subsp. ruderalis, 2412 nucleotides long. Lineage: Eukaryota; Viridiplantae; Streptophyta; Marchantiopsida; Marchantiales; Marchantiaceae. The record is from the annotation of a GenBank genome assembly.
CGAAGUCCUAAGUCUACAGUGCGAAGGAAAGCGAGUACAUACAAUCUGGAUCUGGACGUUAUUAAGGAGGCGGGUCGCGGGAUUGGAUCGGGUAGAGGUUGGGCGACAAGGUGGGGACGGUGAGGUCAAGGUCAAAUCAUUUCAAUUGAUUCGAUUCGAUGGCAAUUUUCCAUUCGUGUAAGUCAAGGCAGUCAAGCGUUCUGAGCGUGACGUCGUAUGGACACCUAACGGUCUGAAGCAAAAGUCUGCACCGGCGGGAUGGCAUUUCAAGUGCAUCGAUGAUCGCUGCAAGAGGAGUUGAGGCGCUGUUGUAGAGUGCUGAGAACGUCACACGUGGUGACGAACGAGGAGAAGAGAUGCUGAGCAACGGGCAACACGUGAGAUUCACGUGGAUCUUCAUCAGAAUACGGUGGAUGUUCAGGAGGCAGUAGCUCGAUGUGAGUGGCCCGCUGCCACGUGCUGAGAACACCCAUGCCCCGGCACACAUGGGCCCCGAUCGCAUCUCCCUUGGGUACUGGCAGAGUGACUCGUACUGUCUCCAAUUAAUUACACCUGCCGUUCCAUACUCUGAAGGAAGAUCCCGCAUCCCACCCCCUACCCAUCGCCCAUCGCCCUUGCAUGCUCCCAUAUUAGGCUAGUUGGCGUCUCCAAAAUGACCACACGACAUCCACCCGAGGAGCACUAGGAAUGUUCGAGUAUCCGAGUGGGCGGGGAAGUGGGAGCCGGUGAAGGGAGGAAGAGGUAGGAAAGAAGUCAGCGACAUGUUUGCUUGCGCCCCCAUGGGGCAAAUUCUUGGCGUACUAAAACUGUUCUUGGUGGUGCACACUUCGAUACGCACCUGAAACGUGCACGCAGUGUGUCGUGCCGAUGAAACGGGUGCAAAGCAUGGAUUUCAGAGGGAGCAAAAACCGCACUGAGCUUUAUGUCUUAAACGUACAUGUACUGUGUGCUAACAUUGCCGAUGAAGUGCGAGUGAGAGGCGUUAAGCCCUCGUCGUUUCUCUGUUGAGAGCCGGGAGCUUGGAACACUAGCACGCAGUCAUCGAUAGGACAGGCGUGAAGAUCUGACAAGAAGGAAACUCGCGAAGCUCAGCGUGCUGCAGUCAAUGUUGGUUAGUAAAGAUCCCAGGAUUGAAGAGACAGGGAACGUUUUUUCAAUGCGGGUUUUGGUAGAACUGGGCACGUCAUUGCAGGACUUUAAGAUAGUGUCUUCGCAGUAUUUUCCAGGUCGGAGUUAAGGAUCAACUUCCAUAUACUCAGGUGCAAGCAUCAUAUUUUAAGACAUAUUCUCCACAACUAUUUGAUUUGACGAGCCAGCAGUCAACCGCGCCUUUUCUUCAGUUUAUCUUCAGAUUACAGCAAUCACCAAGAGCAUUGUAUCUUGGCCAGCCGGUGGUUUCCAGCUUGAAGCACACAUUGAGUCAACAACCAAGGACGAGCAGCUUCUCGGGUGUUCCUUCGAGGCGAACUCCUUAUAUUGGAGGAAAGCUGAUGACGAUUGCAAAGUCACAUUUCAGCACUAACAAGUGCAAUUCUCAUAGGGGACGUAGGAAAAAUUACAAACACAUGCUUGUCCGCCCUUCAAGUGUACCCGCUUACGUUCUUCGCCGAACGAGAUCGAUCUACUUGGAUUACUUUAAGCUUUUGACUCCAUCAAUUAGUCUGCAAGAUUUCAAUUAUCGACUGUGCAAGCUUCUUGAUCACCACAACCAGAUGAUGACUCUGUGCAUGAGCUUGCCUGAAUUUCGUGACGAACAGAGGGAGAUCAUUAGUCACCACUAUCAGUUGCUGGCGUCAACUAUGUGCGUUUUGUCCUACGUCAACUCAACGAGUUUACCUUAGCACAUUCAUAUGUCUAAACGACAGCAUCAAAAGUACUCGGCAUUUAUGUGCUUUUAGUGAGAAACUUGAUACAUGAAUUAGGCAUUAGGCAGAUUGCAGCCGAGCCCUGUCAAGUGAUAAGCUUGUAAUUUAGUGAAUCCACAACUCAUGGCUAUGACAAUCUAUGUGGAACAUUAUACAGCUUUUCUUCAUUGGGGUGUGGCCAUAAUUAAGGUGUAUAUAGGUCUGUGACUCUUUCUGAUGUGAGAAGAAAAAGUAGAUGUCAAUGAGAAGUAGAGAUUAGCUACGUGAUAAACUUUGCUGCUUAUUGAGAGGAUGACGUAGAAGUAGCAUGUAGCUUUUGAACUGGGAAUGUUUUACCGCCGAUUGAUGUAAAGCUGUGACCAAUGAUCUCGUGCAACAAUAGACCUUUUUGAACAGGACGCACCCACAGGAGUAGACUUGUCCGCACAGUCUGACAUAUCCCUUCUCAAUCCCAUAUAUGGACUUUAUUUGCGAUGUUUGGCAGCUUGCUACAGAAAAGGUAAAGCGUAUCGAUAAAUGAUCCUAUAAAUGGAAAUUAAAGUUCCCA